Messenger RNA from Stegastes partitus (bicolor damselfish), 1176 nucleotides. It is a transcript of the gene mtg1, whose product is annotated as mitochondrial ribosome-associated GTPase 1. The transcript has 11 exons. Gene Ontology annotation, cellular component: mitochondrion. Gene Ontology annotation, biological process: mitochondrial translation. Gene Ontology annotation, molecular function: GTPase activity; GTP binding. The record is from RefSeq and is a predicted model, not a curated record. Bases 116 to 1075 code for a protein of 319 amino acids. NCBI's taxonomy places the organism in Eukaryota, Metazoa, Chordata, Actinopteri, Pomacentridae.
GUGUAACACAUCAUGUCCACAGCAGCAGAAGUUUUUGUAGCUAAUUGAGUCAAACCAAGUCUUUUAUUAAAACAAAUGAAAGCCAGGCGUCGUUGUAUUUAGAUUGACAGUAGCCAUGAGACUGUACCAGGCUCUCCGUAACGUCGACAAGUUCAGAACCGUGUUCGACUUCGGCGGGCGGGAUGUGGCUCACUGGUUCCCCGGACACAUGGCUAAAGGACUCAAACAGAUGAGAGCCAACCUCAAGAAUGUGGACUGCAUCAUAGAAAUCCAUGAUGCCAGAAUCCCCCUCUCUGGGAGAAACCCUGUGUUUCAGGACACACUGAACGUUCGACCACAUCUGCUAAUUCUUAACAAGGUGGACCUGACUGAUCUGUCCAAUAAGCAGAGAAUCCUGAAGACACUAGGAAAAACUGGAGUGAAGAAUGUUCUCUUUACAGACUGUUUAAAGCAGAGAGAUGACAACAUCAAAAAGUUGGUGCCAAAAUUGAUGGAAAUUAUUGAGAGCAAACCACGUUACAACAGAGAGGAGAAUACAAAUUACUGCCUGAUGGUGAUCGGAGUGCCUAAUGUGGGGAAAUCAUCUCUUAUCAAUUCACUGAGAAGAACAAACCUGAAAAAAGGUCGUGCAUCUCGAGUAGGUGGAGAGCCAGGUAUAACUAGAGCUGUCCUGACCAGAAUUCAGGUGUGUGAGCGACCGAUAAUGUACCUGUUGGACACACCAGGAGUCUUGCCUCCUAGGAUUGAGAAUGUUGAAACAGGCAUGAAGUUGGCCUUAUGUGGAACUAUACUGGACCAUUUAGUGGGUGAAGACGUUAUCGCUGACUACUUACUCUACUCUCUGAACAGGCUUGGAAAGUUCAGUUAUGUGGAGAAAUAUGAGCUUCCAGAACCUAGUGAUGACAUCCAGCAUGUCCUCAAACAUAUUGCUGUGAAACUUGGAAAGACUCAGCGGGUCAAAGCUAUUACUGGAGUGGGAAACAUUACCAUCACGAUCCCAAACUACACAGCAGCAGCUUAUGACUUUAUAAGAGCCUUCAGGAAAGGAGAGCUGGGACAAGUGAUGCUAGACUGAACUGAGCUAUUUUAAUGAAGAUCAUGCAGUUUGUUUGGUUGUGAAGUCAAUAAACCCCUGUAUCUUUUGUAAAUAAAUUAAUUUAUCUAUAUUGAGCCACA